CCAUUAAACCAACCUUUAUAAAAAGCAGAUCAAGACUAUUGCAAAUCCAAAGAACCAGAAACUUCCGAAGUUCAGACCUCCCAUGGCGACGACCAAGACCUACUUCGCCAGACAGAACUACCGAUUUCUCUCUACUGACCACUCUCCUCUCGUGACUGAGUCCGGAUUCGAACUGGACGAGUCCGACAUCUACAACCUUUCGGCAACUCGCUCUGACGCGUCCGAGUUCCGCAGCAAGCCCGCUCCAAAUUCCAGAUUCUCCAAGAAAACAUCUAAGCGCGUUGACUCCACCUGCGGGACUCCGUCGUCACUUCCUGUCAAUAUACCGGACUGGUCCAAGAUUUUAAAGGACGAAUACCGGGACCAUCGGAGGAGAGAGAGUGAUGACGAUGAUGAUAACGUUGACGGCAAUGAUUCGUUCGAUGGAGGAUUUAGGAUCCCGCCGCACGAGAUCUUGGCGAGGACAAGGAUCGCGUCGUUCUCGGUGCAUGAAGGUGUUGGGAGGACUUUGAAAGGGAGGGAUCUGAGUAGAGUCAGAAAUGCAAUUUGGGAGAAAACCGGCUUCCAGGACUAGUUUUGAAAAUUUGGGUAUCUUAUGAAAUUACCACGGUACCCCUGAGGGAGGAUUAUAGCCGGAUUUAUGGCAGAUUUUGACUAUUUUUUUUCGUUGUUUUGGGUUUCAGUAGUUUUUCCGGCGACUGGAACGUGAGGGAGGGAAUCCUUUUUGAAUUUUAACGCUUGUAAUCCUAACCAGAGAGAUUUUGAUCGAGAUUUCAAGGGAAAUAUUAGUGCGGUUUCUUUGUCAUUUGAUCUUUCUAGCUCGUCUGUUUCUGUUCGAGUUUUGUUUGAUUAUUGAAAUGAAUUUGCGUCCAUUCAUUUUCCAA
This is a messenger RNA of Tripterygium wilfordii, 884 nucleotides long. RefSeq lists its product as uncharacterized. Bases 83 to 574 code for a protein of 163 amino acids. The record is from RefSeq and is a predicted model, not a curated record. The transcript has a single exon. NCBI's taxonomy places the organism in Eukaryota, Viridiplantae, Streptophyta, Magnoliopsida, Celastrales, Celastraceae.